Echinostoma caproni is the source of this 411-nucleotide messenger RNA. Lineage: Eukaryota; Metazoa; Platyhelminthes; Trematoda; Plagiorchiida; Echinostomatidae. The record is from the annotation of a GenBank genome assembly.
AUGCCUCGCCCUGAUCGGGCCCUCAAUGGUUUCCGCGUUUUUAUUGGUGGGGUCGACCCAGGAGUUGGAAAGGUUGAUAUAGAGAGGGAGUUUGAUCGUUUCGGUCCCAUUGCUGAUGUAUGGGUGGCUCGAAAUCCACCUGGAUUUGCUUUCAUUGUUUUCAAAUAUUCAGAAGAUGCUGAUCGUGCGGUUCGUCGAAUGGAUGGAAGGCUUCGUGUGGAACAUGCAGUGAAUAACGCAAAGAGUGGUGGGGGGAGGGAAGAACGUAAGCUGAAGAUUGACGAACGUCGAAAUUUAAUGCUCGCUUUCUAUGAUCGAAGCACUCUCACAAGUCUCCCACAGAUGACCGUCAUAGAAGAAGGCGUUCUAUCUCACGAUCCUACGAGAAACGACGUGAUCGAGAGCCUGUGA